Messenger RNA from Oryzias latipes (Japanese medaka), 2107 nucleotides. It is a transcript of the gene rdh5, whose product is annotated as retinol dehydrogenase 5 (11-cis/9-cis). The record is from RefSeq and is a predicted model, not a curated record. Lineage: Eukaryota; Metazoa; Chordata; Actinopteri; Beloniformes; Adrianichthyidae. Gene Ontology annotation, biological process: retinoid metabolic process; steroid metabolic process. Gene Ontology annotation, cellular component: intracellular membrane-bounded organelle. Gene Ontology annotation, molecular function: all-trans-retinol dehydrogenase (NAD+) activity.
AUAAAGCUUCCCUUUGACCAGCCUCUGAGCUAAUACAGAAGGUAGACAGUGAAGGCGAAGGAAGCAAAAAGCUUCAGGGGAACCUUCACUUUACAAAAAUAAAAGGAUGUUUUUCCAGCGAGGUCAAGACCAAAAAAACAAUCCUGAAAGCUACAUGGAUUUUAUAUUUAAUGUUUUAAGGGAAAAUGCCUGGCUGUACAUCACUGCUACUGUCAUGGUGAUGUGGUUUUUUGGGUGGCUGUUCAGAGACAGCUUACAAAUUGAAAACUUCCAUGAAAAGUAUGUUUUUGUCACUGGCUGUGACUCAGGAUUUGGACAUCUCCUGUGUAAGAAACUGGACCGUAAGGGUUUCCGUGUGCUGGCCGGCUGUCUCACAGAGAAGGGAGCAGAUGAUCUGAAAAGAGCCACAGGGCCUUAUCUGAAGACAGUUCUGCUCGAUGUGACAAGUCAGGAAAGCAUCCAAAAAACAAUGGAGUGGACCAAAAAGGAGGUUGGCGAUAAAGGACUUUGGGGUCUUGUAAAUAAUGCUGGCCGUUCAUUACCCAUGGGGCCUUCAGAGUGGAUGACGGUGGACGAUUAUCACAGCACGCUGAAAGUCAACAUGAUUGGAGUGAUUGCCAUGACGACUACCUUUCUGCCCCUCAUCAAAAAGGCCAGGGGUCGUAUCGUAAACGUAGCAUCAGUGCUGGGACGGGUGGCUGCAAAUGGCGGUGGUUACUGCAUCUCCAAGUUUGCAGUGGAAGCUUUUUCUGACUGUCUCCGGCGGGAUAUCAACCAUUUUGGAAUUAGUGUUUGCAUCAUUGAGCCUGGAUUCUUCAAGACGGCUGUGACCAGCCUGGAUCCCCUCGAGAGGGAGCUGCAUCGGUUGUGGAACCAGCUCAGCCCUGAAGUCAAAGCCAGUUAUGGAGAUCAGUACCUAGAAAAAUACAUCAAAGUUCAACGGUUGAUCAUGAACGCUGUCUGCGACUCCGACCUGACCAAGGUGACGAGCUGCAUGGAGCACGCUCUGACUGCGGCCUACCCACGCACCCGGUACAGCGCCGGCUGGGAUGCCAAGUUUCUCUGGCUCCCCCUCUCCUAUAUGCCUGCCUGUGUGGUUGACAUUGGUCUGAAACUGGUGUUACCUCGUCCUUCCAAGAGCGUAUAACCUGCAGCUGCAUCCAUCAUUUGUUCAUUUGUUUGAUUUUGCAAAAAAAACCAUUCAAGAGUAUAUAUUAAUAGAUUAUUACAAACCCGACAUAUCCAUAUAUAGCUGUUGUCUGAAAUGUCAUAUUUUCAUUGACAGUAUUUUACAUUUAAACCGGAUAUGGGUUUACUUUUUGUGAUCAUGGUUUACUGCAGUCUCAUUUGAUGGAAGCAAAGAUGGAAACCUGUGUUGACUUUUGAAUGUUAUGAAUGUGAAUUCUUAUGUAAACUCAUAAAAAAUGAAUACAAAACAAUGUUAAGAUCAUUGUCUUAAAGAGCCAUUCUCAUGUGGCACUAAACUUACAAUACCUAGAACUGUUGCCUUACUUUAUUUUAAUAGAACCCGUUUCCACAUAAUUUUUAUUUUUAACUUUAAUCAACUUAGUUUUUAAAUCCUCUACACAUGUACAGAAUAAUAUUCAAAUUUAAAAAAAACGUUUAAUUUAUGUUUUCUUGGAUCCAUCAAUGAGAACAUGUGAAUUUCACCAGUUUUCUUUCAAAAACAUUUAAGCCUCAAUUAAUUCUAAAUGUCUGGGAAACUAAUUUGCAUCUCAAUUGUUCUUUUUUAUUCUGUAUCUAGAUAUUUGAGCAUGAGUUUAGGUAAAUACACAAUGCACCACAAGGGCAUGCAAGCUGAAACAUGUAGUAUUGUGGAAAAAGAACAUCAUUUUUUAUCCAACAGGAUGACAGCAAUGAUGUUAAAUUUAGACGAAUACAACACAAUAGCUGCUCUCCUGAAGGGUUUUAAAAAUGAUUUCUUUCAUUUGAAUGCUUUUGAUUUUUGCCGUUUUAAUAAAUUAUCGGCGUUACAGACGCUCUUGUUUGCAUGAAUUUGCUAUUUUUUUAAUUUUGUAAUUGCUAAAGAAGUAAUACAUCUGUCAUCAACCUUGAAUAAUAAAAGAGUCCAUUGCCCUUAACUACA